This is a messenger RNA of Cyclopterus lumpus (lumpfish), 1523 nucleotides long. It is a transcript of the gene selenol, whose product is annotated as selenoprotein L. The transcript is spliced from 9 exons. Lineage: Eukaryota; Metazoa; Chordata; Actinopteri; Perciformes; Cyclopteridae. The record is from RefSeq and is a predicted model, not a curated record.
UGGCUUUCGGUCCGACACCAGUUUGUUCAGAGUGCAGGUGAGAAAGGAGCCGACCAUGGCGGCCAAGUCGGAGGAGACUUUAACAAGUGCUCUGACUCUCAUGCUCGACUUGGGCCGACUCCUUCUCCAGACGGCCAAGCAGGAGGCAGAAGACUCCCUGGAGAAGUUUGUCCCAUAUAAGAUCACCACUCUACUCGGCCUGAUCACAGCCGGAGCAGACUUCUACAAAAGCAUAGGAGUGAAGAAGAAGAGUGAAGCAGAGGACGUUUGGCAGAAGUCUUAUCACCAUGCAGCAGUGAGAGAGCAGGUGGAGGAACUCUUGCAGCUCGAGAGGGAGUGGGACUCCUUCCUGGAGAGUGUGGACAGGGGUCUACAGACGACAGACAGACAGCUGUCGGGAGGAAAGAUCGCAGACAGCCUGAGCCCUGACACCCCGUUCACUGAUGGACGGAGUGGAGAGAGUGUGACUCUGGGUAAGUACCUGGGUCAGGGUCAGAAGCCGCUGCUGGUCCUCAUCAGACAUUUUGCUUGACUGCCAUGACGAGACCACGUGGCCGAGCUGGAGGCCAAUCAGGCUGCCCUGGAGGCGCGGUCAGUGCGGGUCUUAGUGGUUUCUUUCGGGGGGAUGGAGGGAGCUCAGGUGUGGCGGGAGCAGACUGGAUGCACUUUCGACUUGCUGCUGGAUCCACAGAGAAAGGUAUACAGGAGUUUUGGCCUCGGCUCUUCCUACGCCAAGGUGAUGAAGUUCGGCUGCCUGCUGCUGUACUCUGAGUACGGAGCUGUGGACAGAGAGUACCCCGAUGUCCCCCCUCGGCUGCUGGAAGAUAUCUACCAGAUGGGAGGUGACUUUUUGCUGGAUGAAGAAGGGAAGGUCCUUCUUUCCCACCAGUGUGAAAGUCCAAUGCACCGGCCGACUGUGAAGGCCAUCCUGCAGGCCGCGGACCCUCCAGGCUGCUCCGCCGACUCAGCAGAGUAACAUCCAGAGCUGGGGAAGAUACGUGAACACUGGAGACAUUGGGGGGGUUUAAUUGGAUGAUCUUUUUUUUUUUACCACAUCACUGACACCACAGAGGAAGAGCAGCUGUUUGACUCACGUUUAUGACGUCACGUCUCACACUCAUGACACCAUGAAGAAAUGUGGCCGAUGCAGAACUGUGACUUAAAUACAAGAUAAUCUUCUCUUUGUCGUGUCAGUGUUGUGAAGGGAGCAUUUUCUAAUGAGCGGUUCGACUGGAUUACAAUAUAAUUCAGUAUGAAAUGAAUUCCAUUUGAUAUAAAUGUUUUUAAUUUAAAUUGUGCUGAUUUGAGCAAUUUUACUGUAAUCUGUCAUGUUAGACAGUAUGGUAUUCCUCGAGGCUUUACUUUAAAAGGUGCUGAAAUCGACAGUCAGAGCAUUAAUAUGGCAGCAAACAACUAUUGAGCAGAGUAUUAAGUCCCUCCCCCUCUGUGUGUGUUGUAAUCAAACUUCCUCGGAUUACAACACGCCGUCCCGACUGGUAGCCCCACCCUCCAGUAUCCUACUC